UUUAAAGAGACAAGUUGCUGACCAGUUGCCAUGUGUUAAUUGAUCAAUCCGAUCCUAAUGGACGGUAUCUUGAUAGAAUGAUUGUGAGAGGCGGUCAGUUUUGCUUGGCUACAGAACAAACGAACUCGUCAUCAGCAUGACGUUGCUUAUCUACUGAUUUCAAUAAAUUGCGAAACCUCUUCCACGGGUCACUCGCGUCUUUGAGCUGGAGGCAACGCACAGUCUUGUUCGUUACGUUCACCAUGGCAGAGGAAUACAGUUCGGACGAAUUGCAGGUUCCCGCCUGGUUAAACGAGGAAUUUUUUGCUGAAAUUUUGCAAAAAUCUGAAAACGAUCCAUCGAUUGAGGUCGCGGGUGGUUAUGAGCUACUUCCGGCUACCAAACCCGGCGAUCACUAUGCCAGUGUCAUGUUCCGCACUUGCAUUCGAUAUCGUUCGAAGCGUGAGUCCGACGAACAGGAAAUAAAUCUGAUAAUCAAAAUCCCGGCAGUGGCUGAGGGUUUCAAGAAGGAAGUUGCAAAGGACAAUAUUCUUUUCGUCAAAGAGAUCAAAAUGUACAGCGAGAUUCUUCCGGCUAUGGUGAAGGUGUUGAGCGGUGCUGGUGAACAUCUGGAGGUCGCGAGGUUGAUACAUGCCUCGCUGCAGCCAAAUGUCGUUAUUGUGUUGCAGAGUCUGACGCCCGAUGGCUGGACUCCCGGACGAGAGAGCGUUAAUAGUUUUGAAGAGGCUCUUCCAACUAUACGGAACAUCGCAAAUUUUCACGCUGCUUCGGUUUAUCUCCAUGGGAAGACGAUGGACUUAUCGACGAACAGUGUGAAAGAAAUGCUAGCGGAAGGAGCAGUUCUUUCCCUGUUCACGAAAGGAUUCGAAGAGUUCUGUGAUGCUGUUGAAAAAUGGGAUGGCUGCGAAUCAUUCGUGAAGAAGCUUAAAAUCCUUCUUAGAUCAGUCGGUCAGCGUUUACAAGAUCUGUACACCCCGGAUCUUCUAACCAAGGGCUACAAUGUUCUAAACCACGCUGACUUCACGUGGAAAAACAUAAUGCACAAGAGACAACCGGAUGGGCGCAUCGAAGAUUCGAUGUUGAUCGACUAUCAGGCGUGUCAUUGGGGUUCACCAGCCAUGGACGUUCAUAGUUUACUGGACUUGAUCGUCGAUAAUCGCACUAAGACGAAUUAUCGAAGCAGAAUCCUCUACGAGUAUCACAAACAUUUUGCGACGGUGCUGGAUAAGAUGGGAUAUCUUAAAAACAUUCCCACUCUGGUAGAUCUACAAAUAGAACUCAUCCGUCACGGGUUCCUUGAAGUGUUCCAUGUCGCCGUUUUCGAGAAGUAUAAAUUCAUUGAGCUCACCGAGACGUCGAUGGAUAACUACAACGAAACGAAUCCGGAUGAUCCCUGUUACAGUAAUGAAGAGUACCGCAGGAUUGUUCGUAGUGAAUUACCAUCGUUGCUGAACAGAGGCUUACUGGACUAACAACGGUGAUAACGAAGCUAUUAGUGCAGUUGGACUUGUAUGACUUGGCAGUCUCGGAAAACCGAAAAAGAUUAUUUUAGACUUAGAGUACAAUCCCUUCAAGAGCUGUUUUCUCUGUUCGAAAUCUAAAUAAAUCUAAAUCAUCUAAAUAAAAUUAUGGUGUAAUUGUUUGGCAUUGUCCGGC
Molecule: messenger RNA, 1656 nt
Organism: Armigeres subalbatus
Lineage: Eukaryota; Metazoa; Arthropoda; Insecta; Diptera; Culicidae
Exons: 4
Coding region: 243-1472 (409 amino acids)
Source: RefSeq, a predicted model, not a curated record